CCCUUGCAGCUGAUUUCUCAACACCCCCGACACAACUCUGCUUCUGAAAGUCGUCCGCAGCCCAUCGUCCGCAAGUAUGGAGAACACAGUGACCUAUAUCGGGAUUGCAGUCUCAUCUGUAGCUGCCCUCGUCUUUGCAUACGCAAUGGGUCUCUUUAGUUGGAAGAACCACAUGCCCGUUGAGGGCAAGACGAUUCUUCUGACCGGUGCGUCGGAAGGCAUGGGACGCAGCGCGGCUCUCAAACUAGCAGCGCGUGGCGCCAACCUUGUCGUGGUCGCCCGCAACGGUCAACGUCUCGAGGAGCUAGUCACCGAGCUCAAGGCUUCCGCAAAGAACCCCCAAACCCAGCGCUUCACCUCCCUCACAGCCGACAUUUCCAAAGAGGGCUUCGCCGCCCCGCUCCUCGACAAGGCCACGGCGUGGAACAACGGCCGUGCCCCGGACAUAGUCUGGUGCGUAGCCGGCAUGGCCACCCCAGGCCUCUUCGCCGAAUCCCCCUUCUCGGUGCUGCGCCGCAACCUCGACGUCAACUUUUACGGCACCGCCGAGCUCUCGCACGCCGUCCUGCGCGCCUGGCUCGCACCCGACGCCGACGCCGACGCCAAACCCAACCCCAACCGCACCGACGCCGCCGCCACCCCGAAACACCUCAUCAUGACCAGCACCGUGGCCGCCCUCUACCCGGUGGCCGGCUACAGCCUCUACAUCCCCGGAAAAGCGGCCCUGCGCGCGCUCGCCGACACGCUGGCGCAGGAAGUGCUGCUCUACCCGGGGCGCGACGUCCGCGUGCACGUCGUGUACCCGGGCACGAUCACCAGCCCGGGGUACGAGCGCGAGAACCUCACGAAGCCGGGGAUCACGCACGAGCUGGAGGACAUUGACCCCGUGCAGACGCCGGACCAGUGCGCCGAGGCGGCGAUCCGGGGGUUGGAGGCCGGGCAGUACUUCGUCACGGUGGCUUGGCUGGGGCAUCUCAUGCGGUGGGGGGCUCUGGGGGGGUCGGUGCGGAAUAACUGGGUUGUCGAUACGCUCAUGGGGUUGCUUACGCCUUUGGUGUUCGUCUUUGUGAUUCCGGAUAUUUUUGGCAAGGUCAAGGCUUAUGCGAAGAAGCAUGGGCAUCCGAGCACGUAUAUCAAGAACGUGCCCUCUUGAGGUGGGGGGGGGGAAUUUGUAUCCAUACUGUUGUAUUCAUACGUAGUCAUUGAUACCCGCAUAGAUAGACCAUGAGACGGCUGAAGAGGACUUGUGAUUUGUUCGUCUCUGUUUAUGGAU
This is a messenger RNA of Sodiomyces alkalinus F11, 1273 nucleotides long. Its product is annotated as short chain dehydrogenase. Bases 77 to 1153 code for a protein of 358 amino acids. The record is from RefSeq and is a predicted model, not a curated record. The transcript is spliced from 3 exons. Gene Ontology annotation, biological process: sphingolipid biosynthetic process. Gene Ontology annotation, molecular function: 3-dehydrosphinganine reductase activity. Gene Ontology annotation, cellular component: endoplasmic reticulum membrane. Lineage: Eukaryota; Fungi; Ascomycota; Sordariomycetes; Glomerellales; Plectosphaerellaceae.